CAUAUGUUAACCUUUUCGCGCGGCAAAAGUUAUCCAGCAUUUCAUAUAAUAUCGCGCGUGUUUGCCAUCAACCAGCCUAUUUUUUCGCAUAUUUUCCAGUUAUGGGAUUAAAUUUUUGCCCCCGUUGCGGGUAUCGGUUCCGGCCGUAUAUCCACCACGGCCCGCCGCGUGGUCGUGGGGGUCUACGUGUUGGGUGUAGACCAGGACAGGCAAGAGUGCCGCAAGCCAUCGAAGCAAAUGCAGCCCAACAUCCGGGAAUGAUGCUGUGGAUGAAUCAAGUGCCACUGAGAGCAGCUGUACCGCCGAAUGUAGUUGCAUCGGUAGCAGCUUCACCGAAAGUAGCUGCGUCGGAAGCAGCUCCGCCGAAAGUAGUUGCAUCGGUAGCAGCUCCGCCGAAAGUAUCUGCGUCGGAAGCAGCUUCGUAGCCACCAAUUGCGCCGGAGGCACGUCAUCUGUAGCCGUUGCGGUGGCAGCGACAACGUGCACGGUAGCAACUACUGUAGUUGAAGCAAAAUGUUUAAA
Topomyia yanbarensis is the source of this 522-nucleotide messenger RNA. RefSeq lists its product as uncharacterized. The coding region runs from base 102 to 425 and encodes 107 amino acids. The transcript has 3 exons. The record is from RefSeq and is a predicted model, not a curated record. Lineage: Eukaryota; Metazoa; Arthropoda; Insecta; Diptera; Culicidae.